AUGAGGAGGGGCUUUCAGGUGUUCUGGGUUUGGGAUGAGCGAGCCUACACAAACGGGUGCAUUUAUACCACCUGGAACUCCCAGCUCCACCCCAACCCUCAUCGAUGUAUUAAGUGCAAUGAUCUAUUUAAGAUAAACCCAUUCCACUAAUGCCAAUUCAGGGCUUAUCCAAGCACUGCCUUCCUCUCCCUCUGUCCAAGCUGCCUGGACCAUAAACUCAACUUGAGAGGGAAGGCUUUGAGUUGA
Orycteropus afer afer is the source of this 246-nucleotide messenger RNA. NCBI's taxonomy places the organism in Eukaryota, Metazoa, Chordata, Mammalia, Tubulidentata, Orycteropodidae. The record is from RefSeq and is a predicted model, not a curated record.